This is a messenger RNA of Nicotiana tabacum (common tobacco), 1631 nucleotides long. RefSeq names its product putative protein phosphatase 2C 60. The record is from RefSeq and is a predicted model, not a curated record. NCBI's taxonomy places the organism in Eukaryota, Viridiplantae, Streptophyta, Magnoliopsida, Solanales, Solanaceae. Gene Ontology annotation, molecular function: protein serine/threonine phosphatase activity; cation binding. Gene Ontology annotation, biological process: protein dephosphorylation.
GAAGACAAGGAGAAGAGCCGUCAGAAUCCACACGCACUUUGUCCUACUCUUACCUUCCACCUCAUUCCUCUUUACCGGAAUCACAAAAUCUUCAUUCGACGCCUCUUUCUCCGGCCAAAUCUACUUAUGAAAUGUUUAUCAAGGUCAGCCAUUUAGCAAAUCUUUUGUAGUGAUCCAAUCGCACUGAUUUCUAUUCUGGAGCUAAAAGUAAUGGGUAUAUACCUCAGUUCCCCCAAAACAGAGAAAUUCUCAGAAGAUGGUGAGAAUGCUAGGGUAAGAUAUGGUUUAUCAUCAAUGCAAGGAUGGCGUGCAACAAUGGAAGAUGCUCAUGCAGCAAUACCUGAUUUGGAUGCUUCAACAUCCUUUUUUGGUGUCUAUGAUGGUCACGGAGGUAAAGUUGUUGCUAAAUUCUGUGCCAAGUAUCUACAUCAACAAGUGCUCAAGCAUGAAGCAUAUUUACAUGGUGAUAUAGGAACUUCAGUCCAGAAAGCCUUUUUCAGAAUUGAUGAGAUGAUGCGUGGUCAGAGAGGAUGGAGGGAGCUGGCUGCACUAGGGGAUAAAUUAAACAAGUUCACGGGUAUGAUAGAGGGUCUUAUUUGGUCUCCAAAAAAUGGUGAUGGAAACAACCAUGUUGAUGAUUGGGCAUUUGAGGAGGGGCCUCACUCUGAUUUUUCUGGGCCUACUUCUGGAUGUACGGCUUGUGUUGCAAUCAUGAGAGGGAACCAACUCAUUGUUUCAAAUGCUGGUGACUCUCGCUGUGUAAUUUCAAGGAAGGGCCAGGCAUACAAUUUAUCGAGGGAUCAUAAACCUGAUCUUGAGGUUGAGAGAGAGAGAAUUUUAAAAGCUGGUGGUUUUAUUCAUGCAGGACGUGUGAAUGGAAGUCUAAAUCUUGCAAGAGCUAUAGGUGACAUGGAAUUCAAGCAGAACAAGUUUUUGCCAGCUGAGAAGCAAAUUGUAACUGCCAAUCCAGAUAUAAACACUGUUGAGCUGUGCGAUGAUGAUAAUUUUAUUGUGCUAGCGUGUGAUGGUAUAUGGGACUGUAUGUCCAGCCAGCAACUGGUGGAUUUUAUACACGAGCAGCUGAAGUCGGAAAGCAAGCUUUCUGCAGUAUGUGAAAGAGUUCUCGAUAGGUGUUUGGCACCUUCUACUGCUGGAGGUGAAGGAUGUGACAACAUGACCAUGAUUUUGGUGCAAUUCAAGAAGCCUUUUCAGUCUGGGGCUUCUGCAGUUGAAGAACUCCCAGCUUCUAGCGAGACACUCCCUGCUUCCGACGAGGCUACCAAUGAAACAAAACCAGCAGAGUGUGGAUCAAGUUCGUAGCUCUAAGCUCCCGGUUUUGGGUGAUACUUCUGAGUCUGCAAUUGUACAUGAUUGUUUUGUUCUGAGUAGAUAUCUACUGCAUAUACUUUGCUUUUCUUGGUUUUGUAUGUCAAUGCAUUGUAUUAUAACCAUUGGGAUGGCUUGUAUAGGUAACUUGACCACAGGGUUAACCUUCUCAGGUUGAUGUUUACUCGAGUAACUUCUAUAGGGGUUCCCUUUUCCCUGCUGUAAAACCGAGGAAACAAUUUGUAUCAAGGCCUCUUUGCCAAGUUCCUCUAAUAAAGGACUAACUUGGUCUGUGGUUGCACUGA